Messenger RNA from Rubroshorea leprosula, 1364 nucleotides. Lineage: Eukaryota; Viridiplantae; Streptophyta; Magnoliopsida; Malvales; Dipterocarpaceae. The record is from the annotation of a GenBank genome assembly.
AUAUAAAGGGGCCAUCCUUAAUUACACACUACUCUCUCGGUCUUAACCAUACACAACUGGUAACAGCGCUUUGUUCAUCUAUACAAAACGAGUCAUGGUCCGUGAGAAAAAGCUGGUCGACGAGGUGUCUGGUUGGCUAAGACUCUACGACGAUGGCUCGGUCGAUCGGACAUGGACUGGUCCACCUGAGGUCAAGUUCAUGGCCGAUCCCGUGCCACCCCAUGACCAAUUCAUAGACGGUGUUGCUACUUGCGAUGUCACCGUUAAUGAAAACUCUGGCCUCAGAGCCCGAAUCUACCGACCGGAGCAGAAUCCCACAUCAGGACAUAAACUUCCUAUAGUGCUUCAAUUCCACGGAGGCGGAUUUUGCAUUAGCCAACCUGAUAGCUUCAUGUACUACCAUUUUUACACUAGGCUAGCCAAGUCAGUUCCAGCCAUUGUGGUGUCCCCCUAUCUUCGCCUCGCACCGGAGAACCGGCUCCCGGCAGCCUGUGACGACGGCUACUCCACUUUCCUAUGGCUCAGGUCGUUAGCCAAAGGCGAGUCCCGCAUGUCCUGGCUCAAUGACCAUGCAGAUUUUACUCGUAUUUUCCUCUUAGGAGACAGUUCCGGAGGAAACCUGGUCCAUGAGGUUGCUGCACGGGCAGGUAACGACGACAUAACCCCCUUGGGACUAGCCGGAGCGAUUCCAAUUCAUCCAGGUUUCGUCCGUUCAGAGCGGAGCAAAUCCGAAUUGGAGCAACCCGAAUCCCCAUUUCUGACCCUUGACAUGGUGGACAAAUUCUUGAGUCUGGCGUUGCCGGUGGGAAGCACAAAGGACCACCCAAUUACUUGUCCUAUGGGAGAGGCGGCAAAGCCGCUGGAGGGACUGAAUUUGCCGCCGUAUCUGUUCUGUGUGGCGGAAACUGACUUGAUUAAGGAUACAGAGAUGGAGUUUUACGAGGCCAUGAAAAAGGCUAACAAGGACGUUGAGCUGCUGAUUAGCACCGGGGUGGGUCACAGCUUUUAUCUCAACAAGAUCGCCGUCGACAAGGACCCGAACACCGCUGCCCAAACCAACCGCCUGAUUCAGGGGAUCGAAGAAUUCAUCAAGAAACACUGAAAUUAGCUAGUUCCGUUCUAAAUUAGGGUUGUAUAAUUUAAUGUUUUAAGAUAUUCAAGAAAUUUGGUGAAAGGCGUGAUGAGUAGACGUAGCCCCACCCACCUUGGGUUCUGUCGGAGUACAACAAUGUAAUUUAUGUCGCCUAGCUAGCAAUAAUUGGUGUUUUCUUUUGUUUCCCUUUGAAGGAUGAGAGAGUUGGGGCCUUCUCCCUUCUGUCAUUGUUGUCAGCAGCGAUCAAAAGUUAUAAAAAGUAUUGUAUAUC